Homarus americanus (American lobster) is the source of this 594-nucleotide messenger RNA. RefSeq lists its product as uncharacterized. Lineage: Eukaryota; Metazoa; Arthropoda; Malacostraca; Decapoda; Nephropidae. The transcript has a single exon. The coding region runs from base 1 to 594 and encodes 197 amino acids. Gene Ontology annotation, cellular component: nucleus. The record is from RefSeq and is a predicted model, not a curated record. Gene Ontology annotation, molecular function: RNA binding. Gene Ontology annotation, biological process: regulation of DNA-templated transcription; DNA alkylation repair.
AUGACCCCAAGUUUCAAAAGCAACUCAGGUGAACGACAGGAUCGUCGGACAGUUACCAAGGUCGACCAGAAGAGUCGCCCUGUAGCUCCAUGGGUGUCCCGUAUGAGGGAACAAUGGGUCUCGGAGACGGUCUCGGAGACGGUCUCAGAGACGGUUAAGGCAGCUAACUGCCUCUUUGGUGCAGUGGUUGGCCCAGGAGGCUCCACCGUGAAGGACCUUCAAGACACACAUAAAGUCCGGGUGCGUAUCCCUCGCAAGGGGUCAAAGGAUGAGCCCAUCGUCGUCGAAGGAAAAAAUAAGACUAAAGUCAAGGAAGCCGUCCUCCACAUACGGUCUUUGAUUGACCAAGAGGAGCGGCGUCAGGUCAACAACACCCCUGUAACACAAAUUCUCUGCAUCCCUAAGGCCCUACACGGCAAGAUAAUUGGUCAUCAGGGCCAAAAUAUUCGGUACUUUACCCAAACUUACAAUAUUAAAAUAAGAGUCCCUAAAAAAACUGAGAAAAGUAAUCAAAUAACCAUCACAGGCCUGGCUGACCGGGUGGAGGAGGGGGUACGUAGCCUCCUUAGCCUGGUGAACAGCUUCCCCCAAUGA